AAGCACCAACCAUUUUUGAGACUUGUUCCUCUGGCUUCGCUGGGUCAGGCGGGCAGAGGCGGUUCUGACCGUUGGGACUUGGGCGUCGAGCAGGACUCACCUGAGGCGGAGAGAGGCAGCUUCGCGCCUGGAGCUCCCGAAAGCGGCAGGCUCUCCUCCUCCUGCUCCUGAGCAGGAAGGGCUGCGGCUCCUGCGGACUGCGGGAGACCCUUCCACGAUCCCGGGUGGGAAAACCACACUGAGCUCCCCGGGAGGUUCCCAGAUACAGUACUGUACUGCAUGCCUAGCUGUGUGAUCCUGAACUGUGCUCUGAUGCUCUUUGUGCGUGGGCUUGCUCAUCUUCCCAUUGAGAUCAUGAUAUCCACUUUUCAGGAGUUUUUUUUUAGGUGUUAGAAAUGGAGUCAAUAUAUCUUCAAAAGCACCUUGGGAGGUGUUUAACUCAAGGUCUUGCAGAAGUGGCAAAAGUUCGCCCAGUGGAUCCAAUAGAAUAUUUGGCAUUGUGGAUUUACAAGUUUAAGGAAAAUGUGACCAUGGAACAACUGAGACAAAAGGAAAUGGCUGAGCUGGAGCGUGAAAGAGAAUUAGCUCUGAUGGAGCAGGAAAUGAUGGAGAGGCUCAAAGCAGAGGAGCUCUUAUUUCAGCAGCAACAGCUGGCAUUGCAGCUGGAAUUGGAAAUGCAAGAAAAAGAGAGGCAGAGAAUAGAAGAACUACAGAGAGCUCAAGAACAAUUAGACAAGGAGAUGAGAAUGAAUAUGGAAAAUUUAGUUAAGAGUGAAGAUACUCUACAUUCAGAGGAAGCAACACCAGACUCAGGCAAAACACUAGCUGAAAUCAGUGAUCGUUAUGGAGCACCUAACUUGAGCAGAGUGGAAGAACUUGAUGAACCAAUGUUUUCUGAUGUUGCAUUAAACAUGGAUCAAGAUUUGUAGGAUCAACCAACCUAAGAGCAAUAAAUGUUUUUGUUGGUUUCAAAUUUCAAAUCAUGAGGUUCCCAAUUUGUAUUUCUUUUUCCUUCAAACUUGAACUCUACUUUUAUUUUUCCUCUAAGGACAGUUUAUGAAUGAGCUUCAAGAGUAGCCUCAAAGUGCUAUUUUGGAUCUGUCAAUUCAACUGAUUAUUUAUAUGAUUCCAUUGGGAAAAUAGGAGAGUUUGCUGAAGCAACCAAAAGAGGCAAA
Cebus imitator (Panamanian white-faced capuchin) is the source of this 1175-nucleotide messenger RNA. It is a transcript of the gene DYDC1, whose product is annotated as DPY30 domain containing 1. Gene Ontology annotation, cellular component: Set1C/COMPASS complex. Bases 396 to 929 code for a protein of 177 amino acids. NCBI's taxonomy places the organism in Eukaryota, Metazoa, Chordata, Mammalia, Primates, Cebidae. The record is from RefSeq and is a predicted model, not a curated record. The transcript has 8 exons.